CUCACAUACAAUCCAUUCAGAAACAUAUUGAAUACACCUGAUCGUUUUUAAAAUCAUCAACUCCCGGAAGAGCCCCAGUUCGCUGCUGUUCCUCUGUAUGUCCAAGAUCUUUUCUUCAAUUGCAGUUAACAGAAUUUUCCGACAAAAUGAAGAGCCUGGUGUUAAUACUUAUUUUGUCCGUGAUGUUUCAAGCCAAAGCAAAGAAGAAUCCUGAUUACAUUUACAAAGCGGCUGCCCAGAUUUGCAAGCCGUAUUUCCUCCAGUGCAAACAAAAUCCCGAUAGAGGGAUAAGCGACUGCUUUCAGGAUGUGUACAAAACCUGUAUUCCGUCGUUCCGUGAGGAAUUUCAGGCCAUCGAGAAAUGUGUUGUUGACGCUGGAGAUAAUUUGGAGUCUGCGAUGACGUGCACUAAAGGAUUCACAGAAGCCUGAAAGGCUCUUUUUCUCUCAACCAAGGAAUUAAAAAAGGAACAGAAUGUAUUUAGUAUAGGGGUUAAUAUAUGUUAAAAAUCAAACAAGAAUCAGUAGAAAUGUCCCAAUCAAUUUUAGAAGAUUUACUUUCAGGCAUGUAUAUUUGUUUGUUUUAAGUAUACAAAGGCGGUCUAGGAAAUAAAGGUCUUUGCAAAUUA
Pocillopora verrucosa is the source of this 628-nucleotide messenger RNA. RefSeq lists its product as uncharacterized. Gene Ontology annotation, molecular function: coproporphyrinogen oxidase activity. The record is from RefSeq and is a predicted model, not a curated record. NCBI's taxonomy places the organism in Eukaryota, Metazoa, Cnidaria, Anthozoa, Scleractinia, Pocilloporidae. Gene Ontology annotation, biological process: porphyrin-containing compound biosynthetic process.